AUGAAGUUUCCUGAUCAGCAGCAGCAGGUUAUGUCUCAGCAGCAACAGCAGGUGAAUGCCGAUCAGCAGCAGCAGAGGACGCCCGAUCAGCAGCCUCAGCAUCAGUCCGAUGCUAAGAUCGCAGUCGAUGAUCAGAACGCAGUGGCUAAACAACAGGAUCAGGGGACGACUUUGGAUAGUCGGCGAACGACGGGUUUGGCUUUUGAAAAUCAAAUAAGAGUUCAGAGAAAUGAGCGGCACGACAGGUGCUCGAACAUUUGGGUUUUACAUCAUCCUGACGUGGCGUUCAGAUUGGUUUUUUCUUCGGAGCAGACGGUCAUUGCGGAUUGUCAUUGGAACUCUUUUGAUUUCUGGGUUGCGAUUGUUCACGGUGCCUCUACUCAUGUCGAGAGGAGGUCUUUGUGGGCGGAUCUCAUUAAUUUUACUGCUGACAGCAUGGUGAUUUUAGGGGAUUUUAAUGCUGUUAAAGGUGCCCACGAGAGGAUCAGUAGUUGUAUGCCUAGUCAGGCUUCUUGCAGAGAGUUCUGUGACUUUAUUGAUGACACUGGUUUUAUUGAGUCGGCUACUUCUGGGCUUCGGUUUACUUGGUCUGGUCGACGUUUUAUGCCUCGACAUGUGGAGUCUUUUCUUGAUCGUGCUUUAUACUCGGAGUUGUUUUCUUCUUUGUGGCAUUCUGUUCAUACUCUGAACCUGGCUAGAUUGACUUCUGACCACUCUCCGAUUGUGUUUCAGUGCAGUUUACCGCCCCAAACCAGACAUAGGUUUUUCAGAUUUUUAAACAUGUGGGCGAUGCAUCCGACUUUCCAUGCUUUGGUGGAGGAUUCUUGGAGACAAGAUACUGGGGUCCUGUGUCCGAUUUAUAAGGUUAUGUUUAAGCUUAAACGGCUUAAGAAGGAGCUGAAGAUUUGGAACAAGAACGUUUUUGGUAACGUUGAUGCGUUGGUGGAUGACACUCAGAGGGAGUUGAUGGAUAUCCAGAUGAGUAUUUCGCUUCAUGGUUAUACGGAUGAGUUGUUUGACAAGGAGGUUCAAGCCCAGGCUAAAAUUAAUGUUGCCUUGUCUCGCAAAAAUUGUUUGCUUCAGCAAAAAAGCCGAGUGCCGUGGCUUACGGAUGGGGACAGGAACAUUGCUUUUUUUCAUGCUACACUACGCUAUAAGCACAAGCCUAGGGAGAUAUCACAUUUUAUGAUUGAUGGGACCAGAGAAUCGAACCAGGAACGAAUCGGUGGGCAUAUUGUGGAUUAUUUCACUACUCUUUUUACUGAGGAUAGUGGCUCUGAUGUUGGUAUUGAGGCGAUUGAGGCUGUUAUUGACCCUGUUAUUUCUGAUGAUCAUAAUGCGGUUCUUUCGGCUUCUCCUUCGGAGGAGGAGAUUACAGCUGCUGUUUUUAGCAUGGAUGCUGAUAGCUCGCCUGGACCUGAUGGUUUUUCUGGGAAGUUUUUUCAGAAUCAAUUUGGGUUUAUUAGCGGUCGUUCGAUUCAUAAUUGCAUUCUGAUGGGAUCUGAAGGUUUUAACUGUUUGAAACGUACGGGCAGAGGGCAGAAUAUAGCCUGCAAAAUUGACAUCCGCAAAGCCUUCGAUACUCUUCGUUGGGGUUUUCUGUUGAAUGUUCUUAAGGUUAUGGGGUUUGAUGGGAGAUUUAUUGUUUGGAUCAAGAUCAUUCUUACUUCUGCCCGGCUCUUCAUUCUUUAUAAUGGGAAGCUUUAUGGUUACUUUGGUUGUUCGCGCGGUGUGAGGCAGGGGGACCCUCUCUCUCCUAUUCUUUUUGGGAUUGCUGAGGAUGUUCUGAGUGCUCUCUUUCGCAACUGUGUUAUUUCUGGUCAUCUUACUCCCAUGUCUAUGACUCGUUCGCAGCCUUUUCCCACCCAUCUUCUUUACGCGGAUGAUAUUCUGGUCUUCUGUAAAGCCUCUGUUCGGAAUGCAAGGACGAUUAAGAAGAUUCUUGAUUACUACAGUUGGAUUUCUGGGCAAACUUGUAGCAGUGAAAAGUCUCAUAUUUACUUUUCUGCUAAAGUUCAUGCUGUAACUCAGCGUUCUGUUCUGAGAGAUUUGAACUUUGUGAAGGGAGUGGCUCCCUUUACGUAUCUGGGGGUUUCGAUAUUUGAUGGGCGUGUCCGUGCUUCUUAUUUCAGGCCGAUUCAUGACCGGAUUUUAGCAAAGUUUUCCAGAUGGUGUGGGCGUCUUCUUUCUAUGGCUGGUCGUCUUUGUCUGGUUAAAUCGGUCAUUCAGAGUUCUAUCACGCACUCUAUGAUGGUGUAUAAAUGGCCCCGAUCCUUAUUGAAAGAUUUGGAUGAGAAAUGCCGCAAUUUUAUCUGGACGGGUGAUGUUAGAAAGACACCUUCUUGUUCGGUGAGCUGGAACCGUGUUUGUGCCAUCAAGGAGGAGGGAGGGCUCGGUAUCCGGUCAUUUUCUUUAAUGAACAAGUGUUUCUUGAUGAAAAUGGCGUGGAAGCUUAUUUGUGGCAAGAGCUUCGGGUUUUCGAUUCCGCAGGAGAGAUACUUGAAUAAUUUCCGACAGGUGAGAUGUGAUUCGAUCUCGUCGUCUGUUUGGCUUGGUCUUAAGGAAGAGGUGAGCGAUCUGGUUGACAAUUCCUACAGCUAUAUUGGUGAUGGCACGGCUACGAACUUCUGGUGCGAUGACUGGCUGAGUUACAGAAUCUAUGAGAAAUGCAGGGUUCCUCAUUAUGUCCAAGAUUUGCUUAGACAUUCUGUUGCUGACUACUUCUAUGAUGGGGUGUGGCAUUUCACCCAGGAUUUUAUUAAUGCUUUCCCUGAGAUUGUUGGUGAUAUUUUGGUGCUUCCUAUUGGAGAGGAUUCUGACACUUGUUACUGGAAGUCUUCUAUUCAUAGCUGGGGUUCUUGGAUCUGGAAGAAUUAUAUUCCAGUUAGACGCUCUUUAGUCUGCUGGCGGAUUCUCCAUGAUCGUCUUCCUACUUAUGAUCGCCUGAUUAGAUAUGGUAUGAUCAUGCCCUAA
Messenger RNA from Salvia miltiorrhiza (redroot sage), 2973 nucleotides. RefSeq lists its product as uncharacterized. NCBI's taxonomy places the organism in Eukaryota, Viridiplantae, Streptophyta, Magnoliopsida, Lamiales, Lamiaceae. The transcript is spliced from 4 exons. The coding region runs from base 1 to 2973 and encodes 990 amino acids. The record is from RefSeq and is a predicted model, not a curated record.